Lindgomyces ingoldianus is the source of this 1446-nucleotide messenger RNA. RefSeq lists its product as uncharacterized. Bases 1 to 1446 code for a protein of 481 amino acids. The transcript has 16 exons. The record is from RefSeq and is a predicted model, not a curated record. Lineage: Eukaryota; Fungi; Ascomycota; Dothideomycetes; Pleosporales; Lindgomycetaceae.
AUGCAAGGAUCUAGAGGUUAUUUGGCAUUGAAACCAUUAAGCCCAUUUAUGAGCAUUUAUCGGGUGGGAGUUUUCGCUUGCAAAUUCGAGAAUGAUGGCUUGGCAAUAUUCACACCCCGCUGGUUGCCAUCACAUUUGAAAGCUAGAGCACUAAAAUGGCGCCAGAAGACCCUUUAUGGCGUCUUAGCUGAGAAUAGGCAUUUCUUCGGCUACAGACCAUCACUAGGCAAAGCACUCUCGUCUUUAAAGGCGUUCUAUAACCAUGAGAUAACCGCUGCUGAUGCUGGGAACUCAAGACUAUUAUACACCAAGAUUAGUAAGUGCUUUGGCACUAUAUUAUCUCUUCAAUACCAUAUAGCCAUGUUGAAUUGUCCUUACCCUCUUCAAUUAUUUGGACACUCGGUAGCUUUCGGAAGCUCCGGGAGGCCGGAAAGGAUUAUUACCUUGAUCUAUGGGCCCGAGAGGAAUGAGAAAUGGGUUUGGCGGAAGGAAGAGAGACCGAAAGGGUCACUGACUUCAUCUUCCACCCUUCGCACGAAGAUAUUCAGGGUUGUUCACUUCCUCAAUAACUUUUGCUCUCUCAACACUUCUGGAUAUGCAGCGAAAAUAAAUCUCCCUUCUGGCACUGGUUGUGUUUCAGCCAUGGAAGGGGUACUCAACCUAAAAAGACGAAUUUUGGCACCAUCUAUCAUCUUGAUGCUGUUUAAGAACAAUCCUAAGGAUUUGCUGAGUUUUCAAGGAACGUAUAUCCAGGAAGGCGCGCGAACUCCGGAAAGGUGUAUUGGUGAGUCUUCUUGGAGCAGAAGUGGAAGGGCGUCGAAGCAGAACACAAAUUCGUCAACACGCCUUAGAGAUCCCAUUCAUUAUCUCUCCUGGAUAGGUACUAUCAAUACGAAGGAACGGCAAAUACUGCAACGGGAUCAGGGACAAGUUCGAGGUGCCUUCGGAGCGCAAGUUGUCCAGACGCACUUGAAGCGCAUUGAUGGUGAAUCCGCAUGGUCGCUGUAUCCCCGAGAUUCUGAAGACAACGGAAUGUAUGCCUUUCAUUUGUCAGACUGGGAAAAUGACGUAGAAGAGGCCUUACGACUCAGGGACGCAGAACGGCGUUAUAUACGGCUGAAGCCUUGUAAUUGCGAUGCAGAUCUAGAAUGGGUUACAUGUGAGAGCAAGAAAACUUGGACGAAUGCAAAAGAGAAGAUGCCAAGGCUUGAAAAACCACAGGUGAGCUUUUGCUAUGAGCUGGUGGUGCAGCGUUGCCCAGUGAAAGCUUACGGUGUCCCGUGCCCAAUCCAGUCGUUCGACACUACAACUUCCUACAUUUCUGGUAAUGGUGUUAGAGUUUACGGACUAGAUUUUCCCAUAUCUAGCGCCGGUUCUCUUUUGCAAAUCGAGGUGAAGGUUCGAUCCGGAGACCCUCCCCAGUCUAACGAGCUCGCCUACGAAUAG